Messenger RNA from Hippocampus comes (tiger tail seahorse), 608 nucleotides. Its product is annotated as serine/threonine-protein kinase 3-like. The record is from RefSeq and is a predicted model, not a curated record. Gene Ontology annotation, molecular function: ATP binding; protein serine/threonine kinase activity. NCBI's taxonomy places the organism in Eukaryota, Metazoa, Chordata, Actinopteri, Syngnathiformes, Syngnathidae. The transcript has 3 exons. Gene Ontology annotation, cellular component: cytoplasm. Gene Ontology annotation, biological process: protein phosphorylation. The annotation marks the transcript as partial.
CCUGACAGUAAGCUGAAAAAGCUGAGUGAAGACAGCUUGACCAAGCAACCAGAGGAAGUAUUUGAUGUCCUGGAAAAACUUGGUGAAGGUUCUUAUGGCAGCGUAUUCAAGGCCAUCCACAAGGAGUCUGGACAGGUCGUGGCCAUCAAGCAGGUUCCCGUGGAGUCGGAUCUGCAAGAGAUUAUCAAGGAGAUUUCCAUCAUGCAGCAGUGUGACAGUCCCUACGUCGUGAAGUACUAUGGCAGCUACUUCAAGAACACAGACCUCUGGAUCGUCAUGGAGUACUGCGGGGCAGGCUCCGUCUCUGACAUAAUCAGGCUGCGCAACAAAACGGUGGGUCCGGUCCUCACAUCAAUCAAACGCAUUCUCUCUGUUGCCAGAAGAAAUACGAAAUGUGAAAUUUUACGAUAUCGAGAGACCACUUGAAAACAAUUUUCAUGGUCUUUCCCCUUGCACAUGAAACCUAUUUGAACUGACUAAAUCACUUUGUAAUUGUAUUGUCGGCAUGUUUGUCCUACAAAUUAUUGCGCGCAAUUUGUGGAAAUUUUACAUUUGUAUACUUUAUUGACAAAGAAAUGUACCAUAAUGUCUGGGGAAAAAAAAGUAAC